This is a messenger RNA of Staurois parvus, 341 nucleotides long. Lineage: Eukaryota; Metazoa; Chordata; Amphibia; Anura; Ranidae. The record is from the annotation of a GenBank genome assembly.
CGGAUAUAGUGAAUGCGGGGUCCGGGGAGAGCGGAUAUAGUGAAUGCGGGGUCCGGGGAGACCGGAUAUAGAGAAUGCAGGGUCCGGGGAGACCGGAUAUAGGGAAUGCAGGGUCCGGGGAGAGCGGAUAUAGUGAAUGCAGGGUCCGGGGAGAGCGGAUAUAGUGAAUGCAGGGGUCCGGGGAGACCAGAUAUAGUGAAUGCAGGGUCCAGGGAGAGCGGAUAUAGUGAAUGCAGGGUUCGGGGAGACCAGAUAUAGUGAAUGCGGGGUCCAGGGAGAGCGGAUAUAGUGAAUGCAGGGUUCGGGGAGAGCGGAUAUAGUGAAUGCUGGGUCCUGGGAGA